Molecule: messenger RNA, 1305 nt
Organism: Sordaria macrospora k-hell
Lineage: Eukaryota; Fungi; Ascomycota; Sordariomycetes; Sordariales; Sordariaceae
Source: RefSeq, a predicted model, not a curated record
AUGCACCCUGACGAUGAGGAGUUGACAACAUUCAGGACCCGAUACGGGGCAUACAAGUACAAGGUCCUUCCCUUCGGGUUGACAAAUGGGCCUUCGACAUUUCAGCGGUACAUCAACGAUGCUUUGAUGGGGUACCUGGACGACUUCUGCAGCGCGUACAUUGACGAUAUCCUCAUUUACUCCAAUACGCUGGGAGAACAUAAGAGUCACGUUCUGAAAGUUCUGCAGCGCCUCAAGGCUGCCGGGCUACAAGCGGAUCUAGACAAAUGCGAAUUCCAUGUCCAAGAGACGAAAUUCUUGGGGUUCAUCAUCGGCGUCAACGGAGUAUCGGUGGAUCCCGUGAAGGUCGCGGUUGUGAAGGAUUGGAAAGAACCAACCACGGUGAAGGGGGUCCAGUCCUUCUUAGGGUUCUGCAACUUCUACCGGAAAUUCGUGAGGAAAUAUGACCGUGUGGCAAGGCCCUUGACAAGGCCGACAAAGAAGGGGGAAGCUUUUGAGUGGUCUAAGGAUUGCCGGAUUGUUUUUGACGAGCUGAAGAGGAGACUCCUGGAGGCUCCAGUCUUAGCCCAUUUCGAGUAUGGGCAUGCAACGAGGAUGGAAACAGAUGCUUCAGACGGUGUGUUGGCUGGUGUGUUGUCGCAAGAGCAUGAAGACGGUUGGCACCCGGUGGCCUUCUAUUCGGAAACUAUGCAAAAAGCGGAGCAUAAUUACCCGAUUCACAAUAAGGAGAUGCUGGCAGUCAUGCGAGCACCUUUGUGUUGGCGGGCGGAACUCAUAGGGCUUCAACAGUGGCCUUUUACCAUCUUCACGGAUCACGGAGCACUCAAGUAUUUCAGUACAAAGAGGUUGUUGAGCUCCCGGCAGGCCGCAUGGGCCGGGAUUCUUUCCCAGUAUAAUUUUCACAUUACCCACCGGCCAGAGAAGGAGAAUGCCGCGGCGGACGCUCUGUCUAGGAAGGCGGUGGACUUGAAGACACAGAAAGAUAAGGAUGCGCAGCGCCUGCAACCCCAUGAAGUCAUGUUCAAAUUCCCCAUGUCCGCCUUUGCAGAAUGGAAGACUUUCACACCCUUGGAGGACCUCCCUACGGCGGAACGACUGUCGCGUCAGGAAGCCAGAGACGCAGCCCUUAAAAUACAGGGUCAUGUCGAACAAGCCCGAGCCACCAUUAUCCAAGCACAGCGCGUCAACUCUGCCUUAGGAUGCCGCUUGCCGGACCCAAAACGGCUGGGCCGCAUUCUAAUCGCUAUAUCUUCUUCAAUCCUCAAUGAUAUCGACAACCACAUCGACUAUCUCCUUUUCAACUAA